Molecule: messenger RNA, 14181 nt
Organism: Xiphophorus couchianus (Monterrey platyfish)
Lineage: Eukaryota; Metazoa; Chordata; Actinopteri; Cyprinodontiformes; Poeciliidae
Product: potassium voltage-gated channel subfamily C member 1-like
Exons: 6
Coding region: 929-3040 (703 amino acids)
Biological process (GO): action potential; protein homooligomerization; potassium ion transmembrane transport
Cellular component (GO): voltage-gated potassium channel complex; dendrite membrane; neuronal cell body membrane
Molecular function (GO): protein binding; delayed rectifier potassium channel activity
Source: RefSeq, a predicted model, not a curated record
GAUGUUUUUAAAAGUUGGAUAUGAUAGAAAUUAAUUUUAUUUAUGGGCUCAGGGUUUUCAUGUAGGUGUCAAAUAAAUAAAUAAAUAAAUAAAUAAUAUUAAAAUAAAAGCCAAUUUCACUGUUUUUAUUUAUCUCUAAUGAUGUUUCGCUGUUAAAGUAACAGAAUCCACCUGCUCCUCUCAAACCACGUGACUGAUGAUGUCAGCCGAGCCACAAUCAAAGCCAGGAAACCUGUAGACAAAAUGGUGUUAGUGCGUCCAUCCAUCCAUCCAUCCGGACAAAAACAAAACAGACAAAAACAGCGAAUGGCCUCAAUCUUCUGGCUUCUCCUUUUUCAGUUCCGCUGCAUUCAUAAAGUUCAGGAGGCAUAUGGGAAAAACAUUAGCCUCUCUAUUCACCCUCCCACCCUCUCUGUCUUGCUCUCUAAUCCGCCCACAUGAACCGUCUGAGGAAAAAAAUAGUGCAGGAGGUGACGCUCCUCCAAAGGAACCGAGAGGGAGAGGGAGAGGUGUCUACAGGCUGCAUCUCCACUCAAACAUUUGGAAGAGGGGGAGGAAGAGGAAGAGCUACACCCAGAGAGAGAGAGAGAGAGAGCAACAACGACUGGCACUUCUGUUUUUUCUUUUUUGGCAAUAACAAAGAGGUGGGAGAGACAGAAAAUAGCAUAAAUAAGCGGGGGACUUCUGCUUCAUUUCAUCCGGAAGCCUCCAUCAUCAUGACCAUAACGCGCUUUAAGUAACAUCCGGCAAUAAUAACGCGGCUCUCCAGCAACAGAUGCGCGCGAUGUGCUGCUGAUUUUGAGUGGAGAGAAAAGAAGGAGGAGAAGAAGAAGAAGAAAAGAGAUCAGCUGAAUGCCUGCGAGAAACUGGACUGAAAGCAUCAAGCAGAGAAAUCUGCGCUUUGAUUGAUCUUUUUCCGUAAAGCUUCAUGUGCGUGUCUGCGCGCGCACAGCAGCCGAACCUGAGCCAAGCGCGAACUCCUCAGACUCCUCCUCCUCCUCCCGUCGGUUUUUCGCAUCCUCUCCCUCCUCCCCCCGCCCCCCGCCACCCCUCCCCCCGGUGCUCUAUGCUCAGUUCGGUGUGUGUAUCCUCUUUCAAAGGGCGCAAGGGUGGGAACAAGUCGUCCAACAAAGCAUGUUACAGCGCAGACAUGACUUGUCCGUCGGAAAGCGAGAAAAUCGUGAUAAACUGCGGGGGGGUGCGGCAUGAGACGUACCGGAGCACCCUGAAGACGCUACCCGGGACCCGCCUGUCGUGGCUCACCGAGCCGGACGCCUUCAGCAACUUCGACUACGACCCCAAAUUGGACGAGUUCUUCUUCGACCGCCACCCGUCGGUCUUCUCCUUCAUCCUCAACUACUACCGCACCGGGAAGUUGCACUGUCCCAACGAUGUGUGCGGUCCGCUGUUCGAGGAGGAGCUGGCCUUCUGGGGCAUCGACGAGACGGACGUGGAGGCGUGCUGCUGGAUGAACUACCGGCAGCACCGGGACGCGGAGGAGGCGCUGGACAGCUUCGAGACCCCGGAGCCGGAGGCGCCGGACGACGACCCGGCUCUGGGCGGCGCGGACGGGGACCUGAGGAGACUGUGUCUGCAGGAGGACGCGCGGAGAGCGGGCUGGUGGAAGACCUGGCAGCCCCGAAUAUGGGCUCUGUUCGAGGACCCGUACUCCUCCAAAUACGCCCGGUAUGUGGCAUUCAUUUCCCUCUUCUUCAUCCUCAUCUCCAUUUCCACUUUCUGCAUGGAGACGCACGAGGCCUUUAACACCAUCCUAAACAGGACAGAGAACGUCACAGACGGCAACACAACCCACGAGGAGAUAGUGUACGAAGUGGUGACCGACAGCUGGUUGACGUACGUCGAAGGCGUCUGCGUCAUUUGGUUUACAAUUGAGGUCUUGCUGCGGGUCAUCUUCUGUCCAGACAAGUUGGAAUUCUUCAAAAGUGCCCUCAACAUCAUCGACUUUGUCGCCAUCCUGCCCUUCUACCUGGAGGUGGGCUUGAGCGGUCUGUCCUCCAAAGCUGCCAAGGAUGUCCUGGGGUUCCUCCGUGUUGUCCGAUUCGUCCGUAUCCUCCGAAUCUUCAAGCUCACUCGCCACUUUGUGGGUCUCCGCGUCCUCGGCCACACCCUUCGUGCCAGCACCAAUGAAUUCCUCCUGCUUAUCAUCUUCUUAGCCCUCGGCGUCCUCAUCUUCGCCACUAUGAUCUACUACGCCGAGCGAAUUGGGGCAGACCCAGGUGACCCGACAGCCAGCGCCCACACCAACUUCAAGAACAUCCCCAUUGGGUUUUGGUGGGCCGUGGUGACAAUGACCACAUUGGGUUACGGUGAUAUGUACCCGGAGACGUGGUCAGGAAUGCUGGUGGGAGCGCUCUGUGCCUUGGCUGGUGUGCUGACCAUUGCUAUGCCUGUACCUGUCAUUGUCAACAACUUCGGCAUGUACUACUCUCUGGCUAUGGCCAAGCAAAAGCUGCCCAAAAAGAAGAACAAGCAUAUCCCUCGAGCGCCUCAGCCGGGGUCGCCCAACUACUGCAAGCCAGACGCCCUGGCAAUGGCCACUGCAUCACCGCAAAGGAUUUUGGGAAAUGUCUUAGGUGGAGUGAUGGGGUCUGGAGGAAUAGGGGGUGACUGUCCUCUUGCUCAGGAGGAAAUCAUAGAGAUCAACAGAGAUUCCAAGCAGAACGGUGACGCAGCCUCGGCCGCCUUGGCUAACGAGGACUGCCCCACCAUCGACCAGGUGCUGAGCCCGGACGAGCGGAGCCCCAUCGGGCGGGGCCCGACUCGGGAACGCUACCAGCAGGACCGAGCCUGCUUCCUACUCAACACCAGGGAAUUCCGUGCCACAGAUGGGAAUGUGCGGAAAGGUUGUGUCAUAUCACGCGUGUCGACCGGCCAAGAGAAAUCUCGCAGUCUCAAUAACAUAUCGGGAGUGGCGGGUUCGUCUCUCCGCCUCGCUCCCAUCACCAGUCCACCGUUUGAGAACUAUGAGACGCCGGGACAACUGCGCCGCUGCCGCUCUCCCAUCCCCUCCAUUUUGUAGCAGAACGGAUCCUGGUGAUGCCAGAGAAACGCGGUGGAUUAGUUACGGAUCACGCUGAAACUUCCCUUUGCAUUAUAACAUAUUGUGCAAACAAAAAAUAGCAAUAACGUUAAAUGAACUUGAACGUAGAGUGACUUCUGUUUGUGAUGCAUGCAUCGGGUAUGCAGAUGGGUUAAAGUACAAAACGUAGCUUUCAAGGAAGUUAUUGUAAACUAUUAGAUGAGACGUUAAAAUAUUGAGAUUGGCUCAAGGAUUAAAAAUAGCCUCACAGGUUUAAAGGGGAAAAAAAUGCUGAUAUUUUAGAAGUUAAAUUUGUACAUAGACAUUCAUUUAUGUUGCUAGUAUCUCCAGCCAGAGAAAUGAACAUGAAACAAGAAAACGUUCAUUUAGCCAAAGAAAAAAGUCUUCGUUCGUAGAUUACUUUGAUGUUAGCAGUUCUCUGCAUUCGUCGUUUGUGACUAAUGAUGUAAGAGGAUAGUAGAAAUCAUCGCCGUUAGCUCUUUGUUUCACUAUUGGCAUCCUGUCAUCAUAGGACACUUGUGUGGAAAGUUUAAACUGCGACUUAAAGUGAUGUGUAGUUUAAAAAAAAGAGAUGCCAUGGUGUAAAUUAAGAUUAUAAACCGACUUCAUCUUAAUACGCUGGGAAUACGAUCCCUCAUAUGCAAAUAUUACCUUGGAGUUAGCCGGAAAAGGUCCAUUCUGUCAUUUUAAUGACAUAUAAAAUGAAGAUUUGUGCAAAAUGAGUUGUUCGUCAGGCAAACAUUCUUACCAAUUACAGAAAACCAGGAUAAUGUAGAUUUUUUUCUUCCAGAUAGCAGCGGAUAAUUAGGUGGAACUAAUGCUAAUGCUGCGUUCACACUGAACACAAUUUGAGCGUCAGGCGCUUCAAGUUCACAUUCAAAGUCUCAGUGGACGCGCGUCUAAAUGGCGUUGGAACGAGCCGUUGUUUCCCGUUGCCUUUCUUUAUGGUAGAGAAACUGAGAGAGUGACACCAAAUUAUUAUGUAAUGAAAGCUUCUGCAAUCAUAACAGAGGCUCAGAUGCUUAACCUUUUAGAAUAUUUUAGAUAUGCUCAUAAAGAAAAAGAAAAUUAAAUCAGCAAAUUAAGGAUUUUUCUGAAAUAAUUUGGAGUUAUGAUCCACAGAAAAAUCAGCGGAGAAGCAGCAGGUUCCUGUAGCUCCGUUUUCACACCUUUAUUUAUUUAAUGACAGGAAAUGACUGAAUGGACCUUUAAAAAAAAAUCAUUUUCUGGUAAAGUAUUUAAUAUUUCCUCGUUUAUUUUUUUAACAAGAAACUUAACGCGACGUAUUUAAAAAGCUCCUAACAAACUAAUUUUUGGAAAGUCAAAUUUGAACGACUUUAACUAGGAAGUUUAAAUAAAAACAAGCACUUUACUAACAGUCGGUGUUGAUUACUAACCUCUAACGUUUGCAUAAGGAGUGAAUUCUGCGCGAACACAAGCCACGCCAUUGAACACGCUUCGCUUCAUGAUUGUUCGUUUCUUUACUCAGGUUUUCUUUUCUUUAAAAUGUUUUUCUAAAAUGACUAAAUCAUCUCUUUUUUUUCUCAUUUUACUGAAAACAAUCAAUACAUUUUGCUUUUAAAACCAAGACAAACAUCUUUCGGUGUAUAUUUUUCAUGUUUGUACAUUCUGUGUGGAGCAACAGAUCAGCAAAAAAUAGAAAAAAUGUCACAUUCACAUAUGCAAUAAAUGUGCAAUAUUUCUUUAAUGCUGGAAAACAUGCCGUGCAUAAACAUGUAAAUAUGCAGAUAUAUUUUUACCCUACAAAAAGGCAGACUACUUAUUCGCAUGUUUCAGCUCCUGUGGAUGUAAGUAGUAGAAGUGAUCAGACCUGAGCCAUUUCCAUGUCGAUGUUGUGGCAACUGUCUGAAAUGGUUUUAGGUUGGAAAAAGUUUGAUAUUUUCCUUUUUUUCUGCUGCAUUUCACUGUAACGAUCCACACUGCUGUACCACUGGAUGUAAGAAGAACAAGUCAAACUAAAAUCAGAACUGACUUACAUUUUCCACGUGUAAAAUUCGUCUGCUUGUUUCGGUGUUGCUAAUCUAGCUGUUACACUCCGUGGUCCUGGCACCACUUUUAAAUCCAUGUGCUUCCAAAGAACUGAAACUGGAGUUUGUAAAUGAGUCUCAUGUGAGCAGAUGAAUGUUUGUUUUAAUCGCCGACUGACUGGAAGUGAGUUGUGGGACUGAUGUGAACAGAAACGGAUGGUUUAGAACAUUUUUCACACAUAGAUGUAACAUUUUCAUGAAGAAAAAAGAAAAAGGUUGCAGUAUUGUAAUGUUAUCUGAACACUUGUCAUUCAGCAUACUGAGCAGAUUUUCAGACUUUUUGUGUACAAUAUGAACCUAAACUUUGGUAGUGGUUUUUUAAAUGAAGAGAAAACUUUUGUGAGCAUGCAGUGAGGAAACAUUCACGCUGAUAUUGACCAUGACCAAACUGAGAUUUGGCUCAAAACAUUUGUUAGAAUAAUUUCUCUCCUUGUUAUUUUUAUUUUUAUUUUUUUUUUUGCUUGGCUCCUCAUUAACCCUCUUAGCCUCACUUACAUCUUGUAUAACCACAAAGGGAGGAUAUUAUAUUCUGUGGAUUAUACUUAAAUCACUGGUCUACUUUAUCAUUUACAGUAAAAUAAGUAGGAAUAUUUUUGUGUCUGAUGCAACUGAAGGAAUCAAAUAAUGUCUUUUAUUUUGCACAUUUUUUCUCAUAUAAAUGCUAUUUACUCAUAUUUGUAUUUGUGUUUUAGUAACAUAGUUGUCUUCUGUUCCAGUGAGAGUUAAAUCAUAGUUUUGACAUAAAGUUGUGGGAUAUCAAACAGAAACAGGCCUUCCUGUGCCUCCAUGAGGUCCCUGUAGACCCUGAUGUCAGUUUAGGAUGCAAAAUACGGCUAGAUUUAACUAGCUAAACCUUUAAAGCAGCACUUAUUAUGGAAAAUGUACAUGUGAAUGCAUUAAAGUCAUUUGAAUUUACUGAUUAUUUAUGUUUACAUUAAGAUUUUCAACAAUGAUUGGAUAUAUGCAGCUCUGGAAAAAUUAAGAAACAACUUAAAAUGAUCAGCUUCUCUGAUUUUACUUUUUUAUAGGUUUAUGUUUGAGUAAAAUGAACAUUGUUCUUUUAUUCUAUGAACUACUGACAACAUAUCUCUGAAAUGCCAGGCAAAAAUGUAGUAUUUAUCUGCAAAAAAUGAAAAAGGGUCAAAAUAAGGAAAAAGCUGCAGGGCUUCCAGACCUGGAAUAACACCAAGAAAACAAGUUCAUAUUAAUUUAGAAACAACAACUCUAAUGUUUUAACUCAGAAAUCAGUAUUUGGUGGAAGAAGCAGGAGGUUUUCAAUGAGCUUCAGUGCAUUUUCCCCAGAGCUGUUUAUUAUUUUUACUAGAUGUUAUUGAUAAAAGGUUCAUGUCAAUAAAAACAAUCUUAAUAUCCGCAGGCAGAAUUGGAUCAUAUCAGGAAUAAAUGUAAUGUAGAUUAUUGAAUAGUUUCUUGCAAAACUAUUUUUAUUCUUUGAAAACGUAAAAACUUUUUAUGUGAUAAACAAGAAUUCAUGCAUAAUUUUGAAGUGGAAGAAGAUAAUUUUUUUUCAAAUUUUAUUUAGAUAUUAAAAGCUAGAAAAUAUGGCAUGCGUAUGUAUUCCCGCUUUUAUUACUUCACCCCUAAAUAAAAUUCAGUAAAAUCCUUAAGAUGUCACUCAACAAGUAAAUAGGAUCAGACUGUGUAUAAAUAAUAUAACUAAUUUUAUUUCAGUUAAACUUUAUUUACAACUGCAGUUUUCUGUUGAAAACAUUUAAGUCUGGUUUGUUCAACAGCCAUGAAUUGUGUUUGACUUUUAAGCUCUGCAGUGACAGAAAUGCCACAUUUUGUUCAAAAGUGUAAUGUUGUAAACUAACUACUAGUUACAACAUAGGAGAAUAUUUUGAUCAGAUGAUUUCAUCACUUAGAAUAGAGUUAUGCCUUUAAGGAUUUAUUAAAAUGUACAGACUCAAAGAUCCGUGUAUGGAAGCCAUAUAGAAAAAAAUAAUCUGCAAUAGAUUACUAAUUAUUGUCAAACAUAUCAGAUCACAUAACGCGUUCCCAUUAAAUUUUGAAUAUUCUUUUAAUUCACGUGUCAAACUAAUCUAGACUCCAGAUUACAUCAAUAAGUCUCCAGUUUUUCACAAAUCCUGAAAAUUCACAUAAAAUCAACAGAUCCCCCAAUUUCUUCUGAUUGUACAGCCAAUUUUUCUCAAAAUUCAUCAAAAUCUUUGGGUUUAAUUGACCUCAGCUUUACUUGAUGUCAAGUUGCAGUCUGUGAUCGAUACAGUGAGUAUAAAAAUUCACAUUUAACCUCACACAUCAGUGCAAAUUUAAAAAUUCCUUACAAAUAUUUCUAAAUUAGCAACACAAAAUCUGUGAUUUUGAUUCCAAAAAGCCGCAAAAACAAAACCAAAACCCUGAUCAGUGAUAGUUUAAUCUUAAGAAACACUGAUUGAAUGCUAAAACAAACAGCUAUUUAUAGAUAUCAUUUAUUAAUUUAGUGAUAAAAUGGGUUUUAUCAAUACAUUCUGGCACAACUGGCCUUUUAAGAACAUUCCGAUUUUUGAUUUGGCUCAAAAUUAAAUUAAGUUUGACUCUCCUGUUCUAGUUGCAAUUUGGAUUUAUUAAAAAAAAAAAUUUUUUUGCUACUUUCAAAAAGUUACAUGUAACUUUGGGAAGACGAAAACCAAUCACCACCUGAUAUUAGUUAUUAGUUAUUUUUGCUAAUCAGUCCAUGAUCUAUAUGUAACAAAAUGGCAGCUGUUUGGACAAUGUUUUAAUGGCCUUGUUGCUGAAAGUGAGUUAUGUAAAUAAAGUUGCCUUUUGUGAUUCUGAAACAACAUCAAUAAAUCUCAAGUUUCCAAAAAUUCACGCCUUUAUGUCAUACUUAGGAGCAAUUUUCCAAUGAUACAAAGAUGGUGAAAAUAAGACGUUUUAUUGCAUAAAAUAAUAGAUUCAUAGAUAACGUUUUAAGAAGUGACAUUACAAUCAGUUUUAAAUCAAAAUAGAAAAUGAAUAUAUAUGUAAAUCUAUAUAAAAGUAUAAUUAUAUAGCUUUAAUUUUUUUUAAAUAGUUGAUAUUUGAGAAAUAGUUCAUUUUUUUCUCUGGAUCACAUGUUUGUGUCUAUAUCUUAUUUUCUGUCCCAUUUUCCCAAUGCUGAGCUUGGCAGAACAGUGAGCUCAUUGUUUUAAUGUCUUUAUUACUGUAUGAGAAUUCAUCAGAUAAAAACAUUGCAAACUUUAACGUUUUACUGGAUUUGCUGUAAAAUUUGGGUCUCAUUGACUGCUAUUUUGUUGUUAAACAUGUUUACAGUUCAUUUUUCAUUAAAAUUCUGUUUAAAACCAUUUACAGUUGGUAUUUUUAAUGCAAACGUUACAUAUUGUUUACUUGAUUUCCCCCGUUGUAAUGUAAUAUUCUACUGUUUAUUGAAAACGUUGUGUUUAUUUUUUUUACUGGCCUGUUGGAGGUUUCAUGAACUUUGGUGACACCUCUUCACUCCACGCCUCUUCCUGUGUCGACAUCAACAGAUAAAAAGUGGAAAAAUGAAGAGCAAACAGAAGAAGUUAAAAAGCAGCAGUAGUGGAUGAUGUCUGCUAUCAAUGGGUUUAAUGUAACACAAGAUUCAUUUUCCUUGUUUCCAUAAAGGAGGAUCCUUCAGAAAUGUUUUCAUUUCUCAUUUUGUGUCGUAGCAUUAACAUUUGCACCAUUUCCUAUCUGUAAAUUAGGUGUUUAGCACCAAUUAAAGGCACAAUUUAGAACCUAAAGAAGUCAAACUCACCAUAAAUGCUAAGGCACAAAAUGACUGGUGCUAAAUUUACUGUUGUAUUUUACAAAAUGUUUAGCUUUUCUUUGAAAAGUGAAACUAUUUCUGGAUGUUUCUGAUCAUCUUUCUUCGCAGUUUUGCAAACACAUGUAGGUCAAGCAGCACCAAAUCAUAUGCAGAGCUCUUUAAUGUUGUCCAGUUUGAGAAAAGUCAGUUUUCCAUAUUUUUGUAAUGUUUCCAUUUCAUAAUUUUGCUGUUUAAGACGAACCAACUAUUCCAGCAGAUUUAAGUGUUUGUUGUGUGUUGUUGAAGCAUUUUAUUUCAAUUUGUUCACUUCAUUCUGACACAGUUUAACUGCAGUUGACAGGUAAUGGUAACUCCUGAUUACUUUACAUUUGUUCAUAAUGUCAGAACCUAAUUAGCCAUUUUUUAAUGUGUAUUUGAGAAACCUCAGCUAACCGCAUAUGAAGCAGUUACGUUUUGGUGUGACUGAACAUAAUUAUUUGAAGGUUGGCGGCGGUGAACUUGACAUUAACGGCUUUCUGUUUCUCUCUUUGCAGUGUUAAGUUUCUAGCGUUCGCCUUCUCUGUUAUGAGGAGUCAGUAACUGGUAAACAAAUUGCGGCGGGAGCCACAUAAGUGACAGGCUUGUCGCGGACGGACAGUUGAAAGGAGAUCUUUGAGGUGACGAGAGAGACCAGAGGGUAAUCAUGAAUUUAAAAAAAUAUAUAAAUAUGUAUCACUUGGUCUGCUCCUCACAUUGUUACCAAAGCAGCCUCUUGGAUCGCCAACCACACCUUUUUUGACAACAGUUCACCUGAACCCCCUCCCACCCGCCCACUUCUUCUUCCUGUGCCCCCUUCCCUUGUCCUUCAAGCGGACUGAGCAUUGCACUGACACACUUUUGGAGAAAACAGGACUCCUGAUGACACAUUCCAGACGACAUCUCUCUGACAGUGUUAUGAACGCCAUCCUGCUUAUUGACCAAAUCGGCACCGCCUGCAGUGCCGAACCACUGAGCAAGUUUCCCGGUCAAGCACUCGUCUUUCACCUGGACUCAAACGAACAAUGUAGCAUCUCUGCUAACACACUGUAGCAUCUGUUGGUUGGGAAAUAUCUUGACUUAAAAACCAAUCCAUCCACAGUUCAAUGAGAGAGAAAAUUAUGCAUUCAAGGGAUCUUCUAGAUGUCACUCCUGUAUUCCUUUCCAGUGAAGUAGAAAGUCAUUGAGGGAGCACAUGAGAGACAAAGGAUUGGUCUUAUUCAAUACAACAAUUAAUUUAAAAAAGAGAGAGAGAGAUGCACAAAUAUAACAAUGCACAGUCUUUAACGGCACCUCCUGACAGCCCCUUGUUAAAGUUUAGCACUUGUAUAGUCUUCCAUUUACUUCUAUUAGACAGAAGUACUGCCCUGCUCAUCAAACAGCACUAACUCUGAAGCAGAACAAUCGAAGCACAUGUAGCAUUAUCUUAGACAAGUCAUUUUAUACUCACCCUAAACAGUCUCCAUCACUAAAUAGUGAUGGAUAGACUUAUCUUUAUCUCUCAUGUACUGAUGUGGGCUUGCACGAAAAUCUAUGUUGGGUACCAAAGGUCCUUUAGCAUGCACUUGCUGAAUGACCCUCUGUAAUGUAUAGUAGAUUAGUAGAGAUAUUAAAUAUAGGGUGAGGCUUCUACUCCCUCUCAUGCUAACCAUCGUCUCUUAGUCCUUUGACUGCCAGUAGCUUCCUGUGCCUCACUGCACAUGUAGGUCCCCGUGUCUGGGUGACGGAGACUCGAUUAGUAAACAGACUGACUCAAGGAGUCAAACCCUGUUGGAAUAUCGGCCUAUCCUGCCUAAAUUACAAAAAAAAUGCAAACAGUUCUGCAUUAUUUUGAACGGGACCAAUCUGGUGAAUAUUUCCCAAACACUGCCAAUUAGGCGCCAAGACUCCUCUGAUGCAUACUGCCCUGCCUCUCUUGUCCCUCUUGCUGCCAACAAGUGCUUCACUGGCAACACAAUGUCACGAUGAAGUUCAGGGGGGGGAAAGGGAGUCCUUCUAGGCCCAAAGGAUAUAUUCAGAGAAACGAACCAAGAGUAAGAACAAGUGUGGACGUGUACAAAGAGAACAAAUCUAUAUUUUGAUAAACAAAUCUACGAUGCUCCAUGACUUUGGAGAUGGGGUUCUGUCCGGGAAGAGUCUGGAAAAAAAAAAGGUCUCAUACAAGAGAAGAAAAUUAGUUGGUGGAAAGGAUACAAGAAAAGAAGUAUUCCUUCAUGCUGGGGUGUGCAACAUAAUUUAACCCGCAGGUGUUGGGGAUGAAAAAAGGUUUCUAGAAAGACCUUUAGCAAUGACUGACUCUUGCCCAUUCAGACAUGGAAAAGAAAAAGGAUGGACAAUAAGAAUAAUGGGAAAAAAAUGCAUUUUUGUAACUUUGUUUACCAGCAUGACUACUUUGCAUGACUGUCUUUUCUGCAAGCCCUUAGUUGAAGACAAGGGUGCUAGAGAUACAAAAAAGUAUAUAUAAAAUAAAUUUAAAAAAUGUUAUAUGCAAUUAAUGUUUUAAAAAAGAUUAUAAUUAAAGAGAAGAGCUAUAUUUUCUUUUGAGAACUAAAAAAAUGUGAAUAUUGAAACAUGUAUGUUUGCAAAGUACACCCUGAACUAUGUUUUGUUUGAUGAAAUCUCUCUGCUACUACUGCCCUACACUCUUCAUUCCAGUGUUUAUGACCUCUGACAUGGUUUUUAUUUUGUAACGCGUUGAGCAGCACACUUUCUAAACAUUCAAUUGACCAACUUUGCCUGUAGCAUCUGAGCAAAGUGCUGUAGUCGUUGUCAGUCACAAAGUCCAUGUUUCCUCCUUGACUUGUUUGCACAUCUUCCGUAGCAAAAGCAGCACCCGUACUGAAACAGCAGCUCUCCAUGUUCUGAAAGCUUGAUUAGUACUCAUUGUUUGCUAGUUUUCUUUGGCAAUAACGCAAGAGUUGUCACGACUGUAGCUGAUAAAAACGGAGUCCUUUGAGUUAUCUUCAAAGCUUCAGUGUUGAAGGGAUUCCUAAGAGUCUUGGAUGCCUCGUUUGCAGAGAUAGCAGUCUCACCCUCUGCAGGAGAACAGGAAGACCAAUAAAAUAAUAAAAGAUGCAAUAUGGCGAGGAGUUGGGAGAGAUUUUUAAGUUUGCAUGGAAUUAACUGCCAUUCCAAAUUCAGAGCGUUGGCUUGAGGGACUCAGGUGCGCUGAUAGUGUACGUGGAUGUAGGUGUUUUGCUAUUUUCUUUUUAACAUAAUAAAUUUUAAUAUAUAGAAAAAUAAUAAUGUGAACACCUCACAGUGAUGUGUUAAAAAAUUACAAAUCAAAAAAACAAAACAAAAAAAAAAAAACAGCAUGCAUUAUGACUUGAUCAUCUCUCCAGGGGGAACAGAUUCUUGCCAUUUCCCUCCAGCCUUGUCAUUGUUCCUGUCACGAUUCCAGUCCGGAUAACUUUAUAAACACUGUGCCGUGUUGUAGAGCAGCAAAGUCUUCCUUGGAGAGGCAACUGAGAACUACUCACACUCACAGUGUCGGCAUGAGUGUGUAGAGGUAGCUUGUCUUAAUUUUUUUUAAAAGGUCAGGUCUUCGCAUCUGUCAUUACCACACUGCCGAGUUCUUGUCAUCCCGCUGGCUAGUUCAUCGUAUCACAACGCAGUCAUGCAAGCACCAAUCAAAGAGACCCAGAGCUUCCAAAAUGAUGUCAGAAAAUGAUAAAGAAAAGGUAAGAAGUGGUCCACCUGGGGGAGCCUGAUGGUGACAAUGAAACAGUGACAGGUUGAAGGAAGACUAAGGUGAUCUGUGGAGUGUUGAGGGGUCUUCAAGAACUUCUUCUUUGGUUUGGUUUUCCCAGUGAGUUUCAAGCCCCGCUGGUCCGGGGUUUAGCUCAGGCAGCUGAACGGUCCUCCGCCCAUUUCUCGUUCAUUUCAGCGUGAUGUAGACGACAGAGAGCGUUAACAGUUCUGUUGAGUCUGCGCAGGUUUAACAGGGUCCACAACUUUCUCUAUUUGCAAAAAUCUUACUAACACAUAGUUUUCAUUCUGGAAAGUUCUCAGAGCUUGGAUGGCAACAGAGAUUUUUCAGAGGUGGCGUGCACACCGGCAAAAAAACAACAAAAAAAACUUUGUGAUUCACCCAAUUGUUUGUAAGUUGUAUUUUUUAUUUCUUAUGGCCAGGCAGUGUUUUUAUUUUCAUGCUACUGUUUUUCAUUGUUAAGUUUGCCAUAUCUUUGUUCUCCACAUUGCGACUCUCUGCCAGCAGCAGGCUGAAAAAGAUGUCUUUUUUUCCCCCUAAUGCAUAAUACUGCCAUUUGAUUUAGAUUUGUGGAACAGGAUGAGUUACAAUGUCGAUUGUGCUAAGUCUGUUUUAUUUUUAAAGGUUUUCUAUCUGUUAGAAGACGUAAAAGAAAAAAGCAGUCACCUCAUACAACCAAAAGGACAGGAAUGCUUUGUGUUGGCGUGUUACUCUGAUUUGUCCUGAAGGUGCCACAUGGUCUUUGGACAACACCUCCUCCACAGCAUCCUGUUUGAUUUUACUUACAUGUUUGUUCGUUUUUCAAAAUGUUUUCAUUGUGUCUCUUUUUGUUUGAGGCCACUGUAUGCAAUCCACACCAUGUAUGCCACUGAUCGACACUUACUGUAAGCUCCCUGAGACACAGAUGUGCUGUCAUCAGUUUAGACAUUUUCAGCCACCUGUGGCUUUCCAUAGAGUGACAUAGCAAUCACGUAUAUCUUUAAAAAAGUAUUUUACAAAUUGAAAAUAUUACAGUUGUUUCAGAGCAAAUUAUAUCAUACUAUAUAAAGUUUUCUAAUAUAUGAAAUGUUAUUUUAAUGAUAAAAUCUAACAAGUCUAACCUCGUUACAAACAUCUAAUUUACUGCAUUCACAUAAGCAUCCCAAAGAUUCAUUUUACCUGCUAUUAUUGUGUAAAACAGACUUAGGUACUGGUCCAUUGUACUGUGGUCUUAAGUGGAGCCUGAAUGGGGAGAAGAGGUGGUCACUGAAGCAUCAGGUUGUGACUUAUGCCGGAUUUCAUUUUUGAAAUGUUGGGACAUGAAGAACAACUCAUCAAGAACUGUACAAAGUAUAUUUCAAUGGAAUGUUCAUGAUCUAUCUUUUUAUAUUUUGAAGAGAAAAAGAAAAUAGAAACAUAUCAAUAAAGCGUCAUAAUUGAACAUAUUUCUACUAUUGAGACUUAAAAUGUAUGAAUGUCAAUGUGAUCUAAUGUGAACCAACCUGCAUUGCAGCUUGAAUGAACAACUGAACAACAGUCAUGAGAUGCUUUUUCAGAGACAUUGAAAUUGCUUAAAAAUCACUGAGAUCAAACUAAAAUAAAUGGAAGAGUAAUCUCA